Molecule: messenger RNA, 1047 nt
Organism: Talaromyces atroroseus
Lineage: Eukaryota; Fungi; Ascomycota; Eurotiomycetes; Eurotiales; Trichocomaceae
Product: putative mannan endo-1,4-beta-mannosidase A
Exons: 4
Coding region: 1-1047 (348 amino acids)
Molecular function (GO): hydrolase activity, hydrolyzing O-glycosyl compounds
Source: RefSeq, a predicted model, not a curated record
AUGAGGGCCACCAGUAUUCUCAUCCAAGCAUGUUUCAUCGUUGCCCAAGUGGCGUCUUACUCCACGGGUAUCCAAAAUACAGGUAGCAACGCUUACUGGCUAAGCUUCCUGACCGACAACGAUGACGUUGAUAAAGUUCUAAGUGAUGCAGAGAGCUCUGGGCUGCGCAUUAUGCGCGUCUGGGGUUUCAACGACGUCAACACGGUUCCUUCUAGUGGUACCGUGUACUUUCAACUGCUCCAGGACGGGAAAGCGACAAUCAACACUGGUUCAGACGGUUUGGAGCGUCUAGACUACGUGGUUUCUUCCGCUGAGCAGCACAACAUCAAGCUGAUCAUCAACUUUGUCAACUACUGGUCAGAUUACGGUGGAAUGCAAGCAUACGUCAGCGCAUUCGGCGGUAGCCUUACGUCCUGGUACACCGACUCUGCAAGCCAAGAAGCCUAUCAGAAUUAUAUCAAGACCGUCAUCUCAAGAUACAUUGAUUCACCGGCUAUCUUUGCUUGGGAGCUUGCCAAUGAGCCUCGUUGCAGCGGUUGCGAUGUCUCCGUAAUCCAUGAUUGGGUUGCUUCUACCAGUGCCUUCAUCAAGUCAAUAGACUCAGCGCAUCUGGUGUGCCUUGGAGACGAGGGUUUUGGCUUGGAUAUUGACUCCGAUGGAAGCUACCCUUACGGUUAUUCCGAGGGCACCAAUUUUACCUUGAAUCUAGGUAUUGAUACCAUCGACUUUGGCACCUUCCAUCUUUAUCCUUCCAACUGGGGCGUUUCAAACUCUUUCGGCAGUCCUUGGAUCGCUGCGCAUGGCGCCGCAUGCGCAGCAGCAGGCAAGCCUUGUCUUGCGGAGGAGUAUGGAGUAACCUCUGACAAAUGCAGCGUAGAAGGUGGAUGGCAAGCAACAGCGCUUGACACUUCAGGUAUCGGUGCGGAUACCUUUUGGCAAUUUGGAGACGAUCUGAGUACCGGCGAAUCCCCAAAUGAUUACUACACUAUCUAUUACGGUACUGAUGACUACACUUGUUUGGUCACCGAUCACGUUGCAGCGAUCUAG